Messenger RNA from Vicia villosa (hairy vetch), 967 nucleotides. Its product is annotated as translation machinery-associated protein 22. The coding region runs from base 136 to 708 and encodes 190 amino acids. NCBI's taxonomy places the organism in Eukaryota, Viridiplantae, Streptophyta, Magnoliopsida, Fabales, Fabaceae. The transcript has 7 exons. Gene Ontology annotation, biological process: formation of translation preinitiation complex; translation reinitiation. The record is from RefSeq and is a predicted model, not a curated record. Gene Ontology annotation, molecular function: mRNA binding; translation initiation factor activity.
UCAAAAUCCACCGUAUUCUAAACUCACCUUCUUUUUCCCAAACCUGCGUUUCGAAAAAGAAUCAUUUUCAUUCUCCAUACCAAAAAAACUGAAGAAGCCGCAAGAGAAAACCGAAGUUAACAUCACUGCACUACAAUGGCAGAAAAACCUCAACCGGUUCGGGUAUUAUACUGCCAGGUUUGCAGUUUACCCCCCGAGUAUUGCGAAUUCGGAUCCGAUUUCGAUAAAUGCAAACCCUGGUUGAUCCAAAACGUACCCGAUUUAUACCCUAAUCUUCUUAAUGAUGAGAAGGAAGCUGAUAAAGUUGCUGAUAAGUUACAAGCUACUGGUAUAUCUACUGCUUCUAGUGCUGGUGCUGCUUCUUCAGGGAAGCCAGAAGAGGUCAAACGCCUUCCAGGUGGGAAGAUAAAGAAGAAGGACAAGCAAGAGGUUAUAAUUGAGAAGGUUGUACGUAACAAACGAAAAUCUAUCACCACUGUUAAAGGCUUGGAACUUUUUGGUGUCAAGCUCAGUGAUGCUUCAAAAAAACUUGGCAAAAAGUUUGCUACAGGAGCUUCUGUCGUCAAGGGCCCAACUGAGAAAGAACAAAUUGAUGUUCAAGGGGAUAUAUCUUAUGACAUUGUGGAGUUCAUUACAGAUACAUGGCCUGAUGUUCCGGAAAGAGCAAUUUUCUUUAUAGAAGACGGGAAGAAGGUUCCAGCUGCUUGAUUUUGAGUAUUUAUUAAAAGACUCUGAACUGGUGGUUAGAAUCAGCUAUAAUUCUGUAUUUUGAAGGGAAUGGCUAAUAGAUUUGGUAUUUAAUGUUUAAACACUACUUUUAGCCACUGAAGCCCCCCUUUCCCCCCAUAACAAGUAUUAGGGCAUAAUUUAACGUAUAUUUUCAGUUACACUAUGUUCAAUCGUUUGCGUAUAGAUGCAAUAGGAUGAAAAAGGUUUAUUUACUUCAAUUUUGUACUAUUUUCUGAAA